This is a messenger RNA of Scomber scombrus (Atlantic mackerel), 630 nucleotides long. RefSeq lists its product as uncharacterized. Gene Ontology annotation, cellular component: nucleoplasm. The coding region runs from base 1 to 630 and encodes 209 amino acids. The transcript is spliced from 4 exons. The record is from RefSeq and is a predicted model, not a curated record. Lineage: Eukaryota; Metazoa; Chordata; Actinopteri; Scombriformes; Scombridae.
AUGAGUUGUCGCAAGAAUGCCAAUCCCAAGGCUGAUUCAUCCCCCCAGAACAGCAUAAAAGCCUCACCAAAUGCAGUUCAGGAGGUUGAAAAACUUCUCGAAGCAGAGAAAGAGAAGGGGCGUAUUCGUGAUGAAACCAUCUCCCUCCUCAAAGAUGACAAGACCUACCUGCAAGGAGAACUUGGGAAAAAGGAUGAGCUCAUCCAUCAGCUACUCUCCGAGAAGGAUGAAGAUAAUUCUACAAUCAUGUCUGGCAAGUCAAGUGUCAGACACAAGCAUGGGAAUGAUAGAAAAGCCCCGUUGAAGAAAGCCAAGCAAUUAAAGAGCAUCGUUAAUGACGAGGAAGAGGAAGACUCCAAUUCUGUUCUUUCUGAUUCAUCUGAAGCCAGAAACACCAGGAGCACCAUCGCUCGCUACAAGAUGGCUAUAGAUGCCUUCAACCGAGGGGGUUCCAUGAAGGCAGCUUUCGAUUGCAUCGGUGCUGAUAGAACUACUAUCUCCAGGACAGCGCCAAUUGCUGAACUGAGCAUAGCUGCACCUGACAUCUUCAAAAACGUGGGGCCCUGGAAUGAGCGCAAGGAAAAAUUGUCAUCCUUCAUUGACAGAUGCCGUGCUGCCACCCAUGUCUAA